GUCCAACGGGAAACACGACAACAGCAACAUCAAAACUCUAUCCUGGUCAACUUUGCGGGCAACUUCGACUCUUACGCAACUCCCCCGAUGCGGAUGCAUUGAUCUGCAAAAAUGGCUGCAGAAAGGCCGUCAACUCUGGGGAAACCCGUUCAAUUCGUCUUUGAUGUCGCAAAUGGCCGACAUCCUUUGUCGAGAGCCAUCCCUCCAAUGCUCUUAGCCUUUGACGGUCUGCUCUGUGGCCUGAUCAUCAAAAAGGUUCCCUAUACCGAGAUCGACUGGACAACGUACAUGCAGCAAAUAAAACAAUAUGUUACCGGCGAACGCGAUUACACCAAAAUUACUGGCAGCACCGGUCCUCUGGUCUACCCAGCAGGCCACGUCUACAUCUACACAGGCCUGUACCACAUUACAGAUGAGGGAAGGAAUAUCUUGUUUGCGCAGCAAUUGUUUGGUGCACUCUACCUACUCACGCUAUACGUUGUCAUAGCGUGCUACCGAAAGGCAAAGGUUCCUCCCUAUGUUCUCCCCCUCCUCGUCUUGUCGAAACGCCUCCACAGUAUCUUUGUGCUACGAUGCUUCAACGAUUGCUUCGCCGUGCUCUUCUUCUGGCUCGCCAUCUACUGCUUCCAACGCCGCGCUUGGUCCCUCGGAGGCGUCUUCUACAGCUUCGGACUGGGCAUCAAGAUGACCGUCCUGUUGUCUCUGCCCGCAGUGGGCGUUAUUCUCCUCCUCGGCCGCGGUUUCGGAGGCGCGCUAAACGUCGCAUCGAUCAUGGGCCAGCUCCAGGUUGCCAUCGGUCUUCCUUUCUUGUCCAAGAAUGCAUGGGGGUACCUUAGCCGAGCAUUCGAACUCUCGAGGCAGUUCAUGUUCAAGUGGACUGUCAACUGGCGCUUCGUCGGCGAGGAGACUUUCUUGAGCAAGCCCUUUGCCAUCACGCUGCUCGCGCUCCACGCAUCUGUGUUGCUUGCCUUUGUCACGAAGCGGUGGCUCAAGCCUGCGAGCAAAAGCAUUGGCGGGCUGAUCGCCCCUCUCCUCUCCGGGCGGCCAAUAUUUACAGCGGAAGAGGCCCAAACGGCGGCGCGUGCAGUCACGCCAGAGUAUGUCAUGACGACGAUGCUGACGGCCAACAUUGUUGGAAUGCUAUUUGCGCGGUCGCUGCACUACCAAUUCUACGCCUAUCUAGCCUGGUCAACCCCGUACCUGCUCUGGCGGAGCGGAAUUCAUCCCCUGCUUCAAUGGGGGCUGUGGGCCCUGCAGGAGUGGGCGUGGAACGUCUACCCGAGCACGCCGGUGAGCUCUGGCGUCGUCGUCGGCGUGAUGGCUAUCACGGUGGGUGCGGUUAUGGUUGGGGCAAAGGCGGAGUUUAGACCCCAGGUACCCGUCGCGAAAAAGGUUGAAGCAAAGCGCUGAACCUUCUGGCUUUCGCUGCGCACGGAAUAUGACGCAUAUACCCGUCUUAUAGUUCUCAUCUUUUCCAGGUCAUCCUUUCAAGCAGAGUCGUCCUCCGAAUCUGAUGGCGGCAUCUUUCCUACGUUCGACUCAUCAUCGUCGCUGUCUUCUUCGACCUUCUUUGUGAACUCUUUGGGCCUGUGCAUGGAACAGAAGACUGUCAGCUGCUGACUUGGACUGUCAGUGUCCUUGCGGAAAUAAAGCGAUCACUCACCAGUAUGGUUGUUUCCUCCAUCCGCGCUCGUCGCGCACAAUGUUGACAAUCUCGCCUUCCACCCUGCUACCCUUGCGCUCCUCCUCGUCGGCCCUCUCUAGCAAAACGUAGCCACCUCUCCUGACCCAGAUAGUGUUUCGAAAGCGCGCGGCCAGCUCCGCGAGCACUUCUUUGCCGUUGGGCAGCGUGCACGAAUACAGGCUGUUGCCCUCGGCCUUAAUGAUGCGCGCAAUGGCUUGGUUAGCCGCCAGUGCGUCUGGUGGGGUUGUGGUCUCCUCGGCGGCGGCGAGGACGUUUCGCUUCGGUCGGGCCAUUCUUUUUCGGGUGAGUGAUUAUGAUUCGGGGUGGAUUGAGACUUAUUUUGUUGGCUCAAGGACCUAGGUAGGUAACUCUGUGACGAUUACUUAUAUGGCAACUUUUUUUUUCUUCCCCUGGUAUGUUUUCAGCACGCGGCAGGGUCGAAUUUUGUACCCCGCGUCGCGCUCCAGUUUCUUGGCGAUCGACGUGGGGCCCAACGUCUGCGGCAGCGUCAACUGGGAUAAGCCGACAUGCAUGAACGCAGGAUUGAAUUGUUUGCAGAGAUGUACCUAGGAAGAAAUUUGGUUUAACUUGAAGCUGUGAUGUUAUGGAUUAUCGAAUGGGCUCAGCCAGUUUCGUAAAUCCACAAAGUUAGGCGUAUCGCUUUGAAGCAUAAGCUUAAGAUUGAGCCACACAGCUUCUUAAUUUGAAGUCUCUGGAAUCAAUAAUUGUUGCUGCAGUGGAAGACUGGCCUGUCCCUAGCUGGCAUUGACAGAAAUUGACAGAGAAGACAGCAUUAUCAGACAAGAAAAGUACUGCAUUACUGAAUCAUGUUUGC
Pyricularia oryzae 70-15 is the source of this 2519-nucleotide messenger RNA. Its product is annotated as dolichyl-P-Man:Man(5)GlcNAc(2)-PP-dolichyl mannosyltransferase. Gene Ontology annotation, molecular function: dol-P-Man:Man(5)GlcNAc(2)-PP-Dol alpha-1,3-mannosyltransferase activity. NCBI's taxonomy places the organism in Eukaryota, Fungi, Ascomycota, Sordariomycetes, Magnaporthales, Pyriculariaceae. The coding region runs from base 112 to 1410 and encodes 432 amino acids. The transcript is spliced from 3 exons. The record is from RefSeq and is a predicted model, not a curated record. Gene Ontology annotation, cellular component: endoplasmic reticulum.